AUGGCCGCACUAUCAACGACAGACUCAGCCCCCUUGACCCUUCGUGAAGUCGAGCUUCGAGCAAAGGAGAAUCUCCCCAGUCACAUUUACGAAUUCUAUGCAUCGGGGUCGGACGAUGAGGAGGCGCUGCGUCGCAACGUGGAAGCAUUUGGCAGACUAUGCAUCAGACCACGAGUGCUCGUGGAUGUUUCGCGGGUCGACACUUCCACAGAGCUGUUCGGAUGGAAAACCGCACUUCCGAUUGGCAUAGCUCCUAGCGCCAUGCAAAAGCUGGCAGGCGGCGACGGUGAGCUUGACGUGGUAAAGGCGGCUGCUGGGAUGUGCAUCAACAUGACCUUGUCGUCGCAAUCCACGACAUCGCUCGAGGAUGUCCAGAGGGCCCGGGAAAGCGUUACUGCCGAGACACAAGUUCAAGCACCGCCACUCUGGAUGCAGCUCUACCUGUAUGAGGAUAUGCAGAAGAGCACACAAUUAAUUCGGCGAGCUGAGAAGUCUUCGUACGAGGCAUUGGUUCUUACAGUAGAUACACCAGUCUUGGGGAACCGACUGGCCGAAAGAAAAACCGCAGUCGUCCUGCCGCCAGGAAUGAGUUUACCAAACACAACGGCAUCUUCUCCUCAAUCUAGUUCGCCGAAUCUGCUUCCGAGCGUCAACAGACUCCUGAUGAAUGCGCGGACUGCAGCCGAUGCACAGGCCCUGCGGCAGGCGUCGGGUUCUGUAAUGCACAGUUCGAGCAUGACCUGGGCCAAGAGCCUCGCCUUCCUUCGCAGGGUGACCAAGAUGCGGAUCAUUCUCAAGGGCAUCAUGACCGGCGAGGACGCAGCGCUGGCUGUCCAGCACGGCGCAGAUGCCAUCAUUGUGUCGAACCACGGCGGUCGCCAGCUGAGCAGCACAUGUGCAACGAUUGAGGCACUUCCAGAAAUUGUUGCUGCCGUGCAGGGUCGAAUUCCGAUCAUUUUAGAUGGCGGCGUGCGCACGGGUGCCGACGUGUUCAAGGCUCUGGCGCUUGGGGCCGACUUCAUAUGCGUAGGCCGCCCGGCGCUCUGGGGGCUGGCCUAUGAUGGCCAGAAGGGCGUGGAGGCUGUCAUCCACAUUCUUGAGCGAGAGUUGAGCCGGACGAUGACACUGGCGGGUGUUUCUCGGAUCAAGGAUAUCAGCCGAGAUCGGCUUGGCAUUGUCGCAAGGGACACUUUCGGCAUUUCGAAACUAUAG
Molecule: messenger RNA, 1212 nt
Organism: Microdochium trichocladiopsis
Lineage: Eukaryota; Fungi; Ascomycota; Sordariomycetes; Xylariales; Microdochiaceae
Product: FMN-dependent dehydrogenase
Exons: 3
Coding region: 1-1212 (403 amino acids)
Molecular function (GO): oxidoreductase activity; FMN binding
Source: RefSeq, a predicted model, not a curated record